UCUCAACAGACGUGUUCGUUUUCAGGGUAACGCAGCUGUAUUCGAUUUUAUUCGCGGUUUUAUCCACGGUGGCGUGUGUCGGCAGGGCUCCCCUCCCCCCACGCCGGCUUCUGGCUGUUUUCGGGCCUCUCUGUAAAAACGCUCCGCUCUCGAACGGGCAUGCAGCAGGAAGUGAGGGAGACCGUGGCAGGGGGCGCUGUCGAGUCGUAUAGGCCCGUCUCUGCGAUACCAUCUACCAAGAGAGAGGGGGGGGGGUGAAGGAAAAAAACCAAUUGGGUAGGUCGCUCUUUGUUUCUGUGUCGGAGAACUAAGGGACGCUGCGACCGGUGAGAAUCCAAACAUCGGGAUUUCGCCACUUGUGGGUUUUGCUGCUGCCUCGCACUCCCCGUUUCCCCUGAGAGAUGUCCACUCCUGAUCCCCCGAUGGGAGGGACACCUCGGCCCGGUCCCUCCCCAGGCCCGGGGCCGUCUCCAGGAGGCAUGAUGGGCCCGAGCCCCGGCCCCUCUCCGGGCUCGGCCCAUAGCAUGAUGGGGCCCAGCCCGGGACCCCCAGGAUCCGGACACCCCCACCCUCCACAGGGACCCUCAGGAUACCCUCAGGACAACAUGCACCAGAUGCAUAAACCCAUGGAAGCCAUGCAUGAAAAGGGAAUGCCAGACGAUCCCCGCUACAGCCAGAUGAAGGGUAUGGGCAUGAGACCAGGGGGGCACAGCGGGAUGGGACCGCCCCCAAGCCCAAUGGAUCAACAUUCCCAAGGUUACCCUUCUCCAUUGGGGGGCUCGGAGCACGCUCCCAGCCCCGUCCCGGCCAACGGACCUCCCUCUGGUCCCGGGUCUGGGCCCAUGGAGGGCGGCGGGGACCCCAAUCAGGGCAUGGUCCAGCCCAAUCGCGGCGGCCCCCAGGGCCCAGGCGGACCGCCCGGUCCAGGCGCUGGCCCCGGCGUGGCGGGCGGACCCACUCCCUUCAACCAGAACCAGCUGCACCAACUCAGGGCUCAGAUUAUGGCCUACAAGAUGCUGGCUCGCAGUCAGCCGCUUCCAGAGCACCUGCAGAUGGCCGUGCAGGGGAAGCGGCCCAUGCCCGGAAUGCAGCCGCAGCCAAUGCCCAACAUGCCCCCGACUACGGGGCCUGGGGGGGGGACCGGUUGCUGGACCGGGCCCGGCUCAGGCCAAUUACAACAGACCGCACGGUAUGGUAGGUCCAAAUAUGGCGCCUCCUGGACCUGCAGGAGUUCCCCCCGGAAUGCAAGGCCAACCUGCCAAUGGGCCCCCCAAAUCAUGGCCUGAAGGACCCAUGGUGAACGCUGCUGCCCCAUCCAACCCUCCUCAGAAGCUGAUCCCCCCCCAGCCGACCGGCAGGCCCUCCCCCGCUCCCCCCUCCGUGCCCCCGGCCGCCUCCCCGGUGAUGCCGCCCCAGACGCAGUCCCCGGGGCAGCCGGCGCAGCCCCCCCCCAUGAUGCUGCACCAGAAGCAGAACCGCAUCACGCCCAUCCAGAAGCCCCGCGGGCUGGACCCGGUGGAGAUCCUCCAGGAGAGAGAGUACAGACUGCAGGCUCGCAUCGCUCACCGCAUACAGGAGCUGGAGAACCUGCCCGGCUCCCUGGCGGGCGACCUGCGCACCAAAGCCACCAUCGAGCUCAAAGCCCUGAGGCUGCUCAACUUCCAGAGACAGCUGCGUCAGGAGGUGGUGGUCUGCAUGCGCCGCGACACCGCCCUGGAGACGGCCCUCAACGCCAAGGCCUACAAGCGCAGCAAGCGGCAGUCGCUGCGCGAGGCGCGCAUCACCGAGAAGCUGGAGAAGCAGCAGAAGAUCGAGCAGGAGCGCAAACGCCGGCAGAAGCACCAGGAAUACCUCAACAGCAUCUUGCAGCACGCCAAGGACUUCAAGGAGUACCACCGCUCCAUCACGGCCAAGAUCCAGAAAGCCACCAAAGCCGUCGCCACCUACCAUGCCAACACCGAGCGCGAGCAGAAGAAGGAGAACGAGCGCAUCGAGAAGGAGCGAAUGCGGAGGCUGAUGGCCGAGGACGAAGAGGGCUACCGUAAGCUGAUCGACCAGAAGAAAGACAAGCGUCUGGCCUACCUGCUGCAGCAGACCGACGAGUACGUGGCCAACCUCACCGAGCUGGUGCGCGCCCACAAAGCAGCGCAGGCCCUCAAAGAGAAGAAGAAGAAGAAGAAAAAGAAGAAGCCGGAGUCGGCAGAGGGCGGUGCGGCUGCAAUGGGACCUGAUGGAGAGCCGUUGGAUGAGACGAGUCAAAUGAGUGACCUGCCGGUUAAAGUCAUCCAUGUGGACAGUGGGAAGAUCCUGACCGGUGGGGACGCACCCAAGGCCGGCCAGCUGGAGACCUGGCUUGAAAUGAACCCAGGAUAUGAAGUAGCUCCGCGCUCAGACAGUGAAGACAGCGGGUCUGAGGAAGAGGAGGAGGAGGAAGAGGAAGAGGAUCAGCCUCAGCCCACCACCGCUCCAACAGAGGAGAAGAAGAAGAUCCCAGAUCCUGACAGCGAAGAGGUGUCGGAGGUGGACGUGCAGCACAUCAUUGAGCACGCCAAGCAGGACGUGGACGACGAGUACGGCAACGCGGCGUUCAACCGAGGCCUGCAGUCCUACUACGCCGUGGCUCACGCCGUCACGGAGAAGGUGGACAAGCAGUCCUCGCUGCUGGUCAACGGGCAGCUCAAGCAAUACCAGAUUAAAGGUCUGGAGUGGCUGGUGUCGCUUUACAACAACAACUUGAACGGCAUCCUCGCCGACGAGAUGGGCCUGGGGAAAACCAUCCAAACCAUCGCCCUCAUCACUUACCUCAUGGAGUACAAGCGCAUCAACGGGCCCUUCCUCAUCAUCGUCCCCCUUUCAACUUUGUCAAACUGGGUGUACGAGUUUGAUAAGUGGGCGCCGUCCGUCGUGAAGGUUUCCUACAAAGGCUCUCCGGCUGCUCGCCGAGCGUUCGUUCCAAUCCUGCGAAGCGGCAAGUUCAACGUCCUGCUCACCACCUACGAGUACAUCAUCAAAGAUAAGCAGGUCUUAGCCAAGAUCCGUUGGAAGUACAUGAUUGUGGACGAGGGUCACCGCAUGAAGAACCACCACUGUAAGCUGACGCAGGUCCUGAACACACACUACCUGGCGCCGCGGCGCCUGCUGCUCACCGGCACGCCGCUGCAGAACAAGCUGCCCGAGCUCUGGGCCCUGCUCAACUUCCUGCUGCCCACCAUCUUCAAGAGCUGCAGCACCUUCGAGCAGUGGUUCAACGCCCCCUUCGCCAUGACAGGCGAAAAGGUGCGCCGGGGGCAGGGACGGAGGGAGGGACUGACGGUGGACCUGAACGAGGAGGAGACCAUCCUGAUCAUCCGACGUUUACACAAGGUGCUUCGGCCUUUCCUGCUGCGCCGGCUGAAGAAGGAGGUGGAGGCCCAGCUGCCGGAGAAGGUGGAGUACGUCAUCAAGUGCGACAUGUCCGCCUUACAGAGGGUUCUGUACCGACACAUGCAGGCCAAGGGAGUCCUGCUCACAGACGGCUCUGAAAAGGACAAGAAGGGUAAAGGUGGCACGAAGACCCUGAUGAACACUAUCAUGCAGCUGAGGAAGAUUUGCAACCACCCUUACAUGUUCCAGCACAUCGAGGAGUCCUUCUCUGAGCAUCUGGGUUAUUCUGGUGGCAUCGUGACAGGGCCCGACCUGUACCGCGCCUCUGGGAAAUUUGAGCUGCUGGAUCGUAUCCUACCCAAGCUGAGGGCCACAAACCACAAAGUGCUGCUUUUCUGUCAAAUGACCUCACUCAUGACCAUCAUGGAGGACUACUUUGCAUAUCGCAAUUUUAAGUACCUACGUCUGGAUGGAACCACCAAAGCAGAGGACCGCGGCAUGCUGCUAAAGACUUUCAAUGACCCUGCCUCUGAGUACUUUGUGUUCCUGCUCAGUACCAGGGCAGGAGGUCUGGGCCUCAAUCUACAGUCCGCCGACACCGUCAUCAUCUUCGACAGCGACUGGAAUCCUCAUCAGGACCUGCAGGCCCAGGACCGCGCCCACCGCAUCGGCCAGCAGAACGAGGUGCGCGUGCUCCGCCUGUGCACCGUCAACAGCGUGGAGGAGAAGAUCCUGGCGGCGGCCAAGUACAAGCUGAACGUGGACCAGAAGGUCAUCCAGGCGGGCAUGUUCGACCAGAAGUCCUCCGGGUGUGAGCGCCGGGCCUUCUUGCAGGCCAUUCUGGAGCACGAGGAGCAGGACGAGGUCGGGGCUCGAGGCGGCUGCCGCACUAGGGGGGCGUGGGAUUUCAUCAAUCCGAGCUUCUCCUUUCCCCCCCCCGAUGAGGAGGACGAGGUUCCUGACGACGAGACCGUCAACCAGAUGAUCGCCAGAAGCGAGGAGGAGUUUGAGCAGUUCAUGCGGAUGGACCUGGACCGGCGCCGCGAGGAGGCCCGCAACCCCAAGCGGAAGCCCCGCCUGAUGGAGGAGGACGACCUGCCCGGCUGGAUCCUGAAAGACGACGCCGAGGUGGAGAGGCUGACCUGCGAGGAGGAGGAGGAGAAGAUGUUCGGCCGGGGGUCCCGCCAGAGGAAGGAGGUGGACUACAGCGACUCGCUCACCGAGAAACAGUGGCUGAAGGCCAUAGAAGAAGGAAAUCUGGAGGACAUAGAGGAGGAGGUGCGUCACAAAAAGACCACCAGGAAGCGGAAGAGGGACCGCGACCACGACGGCGGGCCGGCCACGCCCAGCUCCAGCAGCGGCCGCGCCCGCGACAAGGACGAGGACGUGAAGAAGGCCAAGAAGCGCGGGCGCCCCCCCGCCGAGAAGCUCUCCCCCAAUCCCCCGUCGCUCACCAAGAAGAUGAAGAAGACCGUGGACGCCGUCAUCAAAUACAAGGACGGGAACGGCCGGCAGCUGAGCGAGGUCUUCAUCCAGCUCCCGUCUCGCAAAGAGCUGCCGGAGUACUACGAGCUCAUCCGCAAGCCGGUGGACUUCCGGAAGAUCAAGGAGAGGAUCCGCAGCCACAAGUACCGCAGCCUCAACGACCUGGAGAAGGACGUGAUGCUGCUGUGUCAAAACGCCCAGACCUUCAACCUGGAGGGCUCUCUGGUGGCUCGCUCGGUGAAGGUGAAGAUCAAACUGAGCCGCAAAGAGAAGGGCGAGCGCGGCGGGAAGAGCCAGCGGCGGAGGGGCCGCGGCUCUCGGGCCAAACCAGUGGUCAGCGACGACGACAGCGAGGAGGAACAGGAGGAGGAGCGUUCGGCCAGUGGCAGCGAAGACGACUGA
Menidia menidia (Atlantic silverside) is the source of this 5250-nucleotide messenger RNA. The record is from the annotation of a GenBank genome assembly. Lineage: Eukaryota; Metazoa; Chordata; Actinopteri; Atheriniformes; Atherinopsidae.